AUGAUAGAUGCAGCUGCAGGAGGCAUUUUGAUGGCUAAAACAGAAAAUGAUGCAUAUGCCUUAUUGGAUGACAUAGCCACAAACAAUUGCCAAUGGCCAAGUGAGAGAUUGAGCGUAAAGAAAGUAGCAGGACUUCAUGAGGUGGAUCCCAUCACAGCACUAGCAGCUCAGGUUACAUCACUCACGAAUCAGAUAGUCACGCUUACUACUCAAGGGAAUCAACAGAAGGCAGAUUUAGUCAUGAGGCUGAGAAAUCAUGAGAACUUAUCAUAUGGCAACAAUAGAAACACACUUCAACCUCCCCCUGGAUUUAACACUCAAAAUUCUGAAGGGAAACCAUCCUUGGAAGGAAAAUUUCCAAGUGAUACAGAAGUCAACCCAAGGGAGCAAUGCAAGGCCAUUGUAUUAAGGGAUGGCAAACAAGUUGGAGAAAGUGAAUCCACAAAAGGGAGCAACCCCACACCUGAUAAGGAAGAGGAACAAGUGGUAGUUGAGCAAGAAAAGCAGGCCAAAGGAACAAAGACGACUCACAGGCCUUAUUCCAUAUCCUUCCCUGAUAACCUACCAAUUCUCACACAACACUUCCAUUUUCACAAUGCUUUGGAACAAAUGCCAAACUACGCAGAGUUUAUGAAGGAGGUGAUGUCAAAGAAGCGAAAAUUGGAGGAAUAUGAAAUAGUGAAAUUAACAGAGGAAUGCAGUGUUAUACUUCAGAAGAAACUACCUCAAAAGAGAAAAGAUCCGGGCAGUUUCACUAUUCCCCGCACCAUUGGAAGCUCUUCUUUUGACAAAGCCCUCUGUGCUCUCGGAGCAAGCAUCAACCUGAUGCCAUUAUCAGUAUUCAGGAAGUUAGGCCUUGGGGAAGUCAAACCAAGAACGGUGACUCUACAACUAGCUGAUAGGUCCCUCACCUACCCACGAGGGAUUAUUGAAGACGUGUUGGUAAAUGUCGACAAAUUCAUCUUCCCAGCUGAUUUUGUGGUAUUGGAUAUGGAAGAAGAUCAGAAAAUCCCAUUGAUUUUAGGCAGGCCAUUUUUAGCAAUUGGAAGGGCAUUAAUUGAUGUACAAGGAGGACAUUUGACAUUGAGAGUGAAUGAAGAAGAGGUGAGGUUCAACAUCUACCAAGCAAUGAAGUACUCAGAUGACCAUGACACUUGCCACAGGAUUGACUUCAUUGAUUCUGCUGUGAGAGAUGAGAAAUUAUGUAUUGAAGAUCUUUUAGUGCAAUGUAUGAUGUUUAGUGCAACAAAGGAUGAUAUUAUCACUUUUGGAAAGUACAUAGGGAGCAAGGAUUUGGUUGAUUGCAUAUUGGCUCUUGAGUCUACAUCAGUUGUAGACAACCUGUUACAAUGUGAGGAUAUUCAGCAGUCAGAGGAAUCAGAUGACAAAGAAAGCAAUGAAAACAGUAAGAUUAAACUGAAGCAAUUACCAGAUCACCUUCGCUAUGCAUUUCUGGGGGACAAUUCUGCAUUUCCAGUGAUCAUUUCUUCAUCACUCAACAGAGACGAAGAGGACAUAUUAUUGUAA
Messenger RNA from Olea europaea var. sylvestris, 1527 nucleotides. RefSeq lists its product as uncharacterized. Lineage: Eukaryota; Viridiplantae; Streptophyta; Magnoliopsida; Lamiales; Oleaceae. The record is from RefSeq and is a predicted model, not a curated record. The transcript is spliced from 4 exons. Bases 1 to 1527 code for a protein of 508 amino acids.